This is a messenger RNA of Pimephales promelas (fathead minnow), 1410 nucleotides long. RefSeq names its product NFU1 iron-sulfur cluster scaffold homolog, mitochondrial. Gene Ontology annotation, biological process: iron-sulfur cluster assembly. Gene Ontology annotation, cellular component: mitochondrion. Gene Ontology annotation, molecular function: iron-sulfur cluster binding; iron ion binding. Lineage: Eukaryota; Metazoa; Chordata; Actinopteri; Cypriniformes; Leuciscidae. The record is from RefSeq and is a predicted model, not a curated record.
UUGAACAGGAGCGCUAUUGUCUGCAUCGGGGUCCUAAAUUUCAAAACAAUCGAAAUGGCGGCGUCUAUAAGAUGGAGUCUAUUACAACUUAGACGGACAAAUCGAUUAAGAUUGCCUGUAAAUGACCAAAAUAAGUGGUAUUCAAUGUGGGCUUCCCACAGAAUACAGUCACAACAGUAUAAAUGCAAAGCAUUUUCAGUACGAAUGAUUUCAAUUUCAACUCAAGACACACCAAAUCCCAGAAGUCUAAAGUUUCUUCCCGGUAAGCCUGUUUUGGGGACAGGGACUCACGAUUUCCCAACAUCAAACUCAGCUGAGAGUUCCCCUUUAGCCAGGGAUCUUUUCCAAAUUGAAGGCAUAAAAAGUGUCUUUUAUGGCCCAGAUUUUAUCACACUGACUAAGACAGAUGAUGAUGUUGAAUGGACAGACAUUAAACGACAUGCGACUGAGGUCAUCACUAAGUUCUUUGAGAGUGGAAAGUCCAUCACAAUGGGAGCAACACAUGCUGAGAGCAGUAUUACAGAGGAUGAUGAUGAAAUUGUCUCAAUGAUCAAAGAGCUGUUAGACACAAGGAUCAGACCCACGGUUCAGGAGGAUGGUGGAGAUGUCAUAUUCAAAGGCUUUGAGGAUGGCACUGUCAAGUUGAAGCUGAUUGGCUCCUGUACUGGCUGUCCCAGCUCCACAGUUACCCUAAAAAACGGCAUCCAGAACAUGUUGCAGUUUUAUGUACCCGAGGUAGACCUGGUAGAACAGGUGGAGGAUGAAGUGGAUGAGAUCAACACAAAGGUUUUUACAGAACUGGAGAAGAAACUGCAAGACUCAUAGCGUGAGACCUGUCCGGCUCUGCUGUCAACAUAUUUCAAUUGCUAUCAAUGUGUUAUAAUCAUAGUGGGAUUCAGACUCUCCAUAAAGAUGCUGAAUAUUUAAGGUUCAGAAACUAGAAUAUACUGUAAUAUUUAACCAAGCCUAAAGUCGUAAGUUGUUCUGUUUCCACUAAUAGUGCAAUAUUGUGGUUGCAAGUACAAGAAAUUAAGCUCUGCACUUUCCAUAUUACCGUCAUGUGCUCUGACUGUUGCUCUUUUAGAUCUUUAAACAGGUUUGUUACUUGUCUGAGAGAAAAAGUUAAAUUGAAGACGCUUGUAAUUCUUUUUAAUUUCAAAUCAUUAUUGCAUGUUGAAAUUUCACCUAGACGUCUGGUGACCGCAUUAAAUAAGUGGGAGUUUUUUUGGUAUGAAUUCAAUGCUGUGAUCCUGAUACAUUCUUAAACUUCCAUUGACCACUUUCAAUAUUAGAUCUACAACAGCUCUAAGAGUCUUUCAGAAUGAGAUCAGUUGUGGAAGAUUGUAUUCAUCCACUGCCAUCCAGCAGUUCGGGAGGACCUAUACUGAAAUAAAGUUGUGUUUAAAUUAG